Molecule: messenger RNA, 1520 nt
Organism: Acanthoscelides obtectus
Lineage: Eukaryota; Metazoa; Arthropoda; Insecta; Coleoptera; Chrysomelidae
Source: the annotation of a GenBank genome assembly
UUUCUAACCACGUUCUCUGCGACCAUUGUAUUUAUUAUGAAACUCUAUGGAUACGAGGUAACAUUUAUUAUGAAAAAUAUAUAUUCUGCUAAUUUUGGGCAGUCUUCGAUAACAAAACAAAACAAACACUGAUCUAUGAGUAUGACAAGUGACAGAACUCUUAAUUCCUAGGUUCUGGGAAUGGGAAGAAAAGAACGCUUUUGACAUUCCAAAGGGAUUAUUUUGUUCCAUUUCCCAGGUACGUCAAACAAUUGUUACGGAGUAGGACCAAGUACAAAGUAGUACAAAGUACACCCUGUAACAAUUGAGGAAUGAAGCCCCGAUAUGUGUGCAUCUGAUGGUUAAAUGUUCAGGUGAUAUUAAGAUGUCAUACUUCAUUUGAAGAAUACCUGUCAUUUGUUGGCUGACGCAACAUUAAAAAUAAGGUGUUGAACGAAGUCACAAUUAUUACACAACCUAGAACUAUAGUAGCAAACACGAGCAAGUUUCAGAGUACUAUUUUCAAUACAAUAAUAGGUAGUUUCAUAUCGCAGCACAUAUUUUUUAGUUUAGACUUGAAAAGCAAUAAGUGGUUGUUAUUGCGAAUUGUUCCGUUAUCUGCCAUUAUUUCGCCAAUACAUUCAUGAUUGCUUCAUACUUCUUUAAGCAUAAAUCAAAUAUACGUAUUGUCCUACCACAUUUGUCGUGCGGCUCUCACGUUUCAGGUGAACAAUGUUUGUAAAACUUUUAUGUUGUCUGGCAUUCCCACUGAGCUCAGCACUCUAUUACGUUCCACAAGGAAGCAUAUGUGCUCCAAGAGUCUUAUACAAGUACAAAAAUGGUGAAAUCUCAGGAGAGAUCAAACUUCCAUAUGAGAAUGAGCGAGCUGUUAUAUUAGCAAUUACACUAGUGUUUGCUCAACGUGUUCCAAACCCAAAAGUGAACAUAUCAAUGAAGAGGUCUGGAGCGCAGAUCUUGCGCGACGGAUUGCUAUACAAGUUGAAGUUCGAUAAUCAAGAAGUAAUUCCAGAAAUCAUACGGAUUGUCGAGAAUGACCAAGUAAUAUGUGAAGGACGUCCAGAACCACCACUAGAAGUCGGUCCCUAUGAAGUUGGAUCAAUUCCCGUAACAAUAAUUCAUAGAUCACGCUUCCAUACGGGAGGAAGAAGCCGCCAGCUGUAUGUGGAUGAUGAACCAGACGAGAUUCAGGUGCAAGAAGAUUGGCCAGACAUUGAUCUACCUGCAUUGAUGUAUGGCGAAUAGUUUGAAGAAAAAUAAUUUUUUUAUUCAUCUGUAUUAGUCUGAAAUUGCCUACUUGAUAAGAAAGGCGCAUAUAAAAAGAAUAUUGCAUUUUAGUUUUGUGCCUUGAAAGAAUCCAAUAUACUGAAAUUACACAUAACACCUUUAUUUCUCAUUUUAUGAGUACCAGUUAACAACAUUUUUGUUCAGAACGAAUUGCGUAAAGUAGGGUGAAUCAGUGCUUCCAACGCAAUUCUGUUGUCUAUUAACGUCUAUAACUAUAAUACAGAAUAUCAAUCGAA